Plasmodium vinckei vinckei is the source of this 2577-nucleotide messenger RNA. Its product is annotated as actin-related protein, putative. The record is from RefSeq and is a predicted model, not a curated record. Bases 1 to 2577 code for a protein of 858 amino acids. NCBI's taxonomy places the organism in Eukaryota, Apicomplexa, Aconoidasida, Haemosporida, Plasmodiidae. Gene Ontology annotation, molecular function: nucleosome binding. The transcript has a single exon. Gene Ontology annotation, cellular component: Swr1 complex.
AUGGCAGCCCCUGUAAAUAUAGAUAUGCCUAAAUUGAUAUUGGACAAUGGUGGAGGAUUAAUAAAAGGAGGAAUACUUCCAAGUUAUUCUCAAUUAAAUGGAUUAUCAGUUGAUAUAGAGCCAAAAUUUAUUGUACCUAAUUGUGUAGGACAAAUAAGAAAAAAAAAUAUUUUUCAUAUAAGUGAUAGCUGUUAUAAUAUUUGCGAAUAUUUUUGUCAUCGACCUCAUGUAGAUGGUUUAUUAUUAGAUUUAGAAAUGCAAACAAAAAUAUGGGAAAAAAUAUUUUCAUGUAAACAAAUUAUUGGAUAUAAAAUAAAUGAUAUGGCUAUUUGUGUUACCGAGUCCUAUUUAACUCCUGCAUAUAUAAGACAAGGAGUGAUCGAAUUAUUAUUUGAAUAUUUUAAUUUUGAGCAAGUAGUUAUUGUUUCAUCACAAACAAUGUUACCAUUUUCUUAUAUAGGUUUAAAUUUAGGACAAUAUGAUAUUUUAAAUCCUCCGAUUUUUAAAAAAGAUAAUUAUUCUUUAAAAAAACAAUAUGUAAUGAAAAAAAGAAGAUCUGAAAAAAAUAUUACCAAUUUUUAUAAUAAUAAAAAUGAUAGCCCAAAAAGAAAUUUUAAUGCAUCCCGAAGUAGUUUAAAGAAUGAAGAGGAUGAUUAUGAUGGGAAAGAAGACAACACAAACUUGUUUAAUAUAAAACAAGAGAAAUAUAUGAGCGAAGAAAAAAUCGAAGAUAAUAUCGGAGAACAGAAUAAUGUAGAAACACAAGAAAUGCAAGCAGAACAAAGCCAAUAUAUUGAUGAUAGCUUAUUAGUUAACAGACAUAUUUUUAUAAAGAACAUAGAAUGCUAUAAUAAAUAUGCAUAUGAAUUAUAUAUGAAUAAAUUAUAUCAUGGUGAAAAUUGGCAAGAAUAUUAUUUUAAUUCUUUUUUUAGUAAAAACGUUGUACAAGAAUAUACAUGUGACAAUUUUACUAACACUGAGUCGUGUGCAAACAGUGGAAUAUACGGGUAUAACGAUAGUUCAAGUAAUCGAGCAAAUAAUUAUCGAUCACCAUUUAAUAAAAAUAAUGUUGUAAAUAAACUAAGUCAUAAUAAUUAUAUAGGUAAUAAUUUUUUAUAUCAAGAUCCAAGCUUUUUGCUACCCGAUAAAAUAGAUCUAUAUAAAAAUUAUUACGAUAAAAAUUUUAAAGAUAUAAAUAUGUUUAAAGAAUAUUAUAAUUCUACAUAUAUAAAUGAUUUUUAUAGUAACUUAAUAAAUGGUAAUUAUAAUUUAUCAUUGAGAAAUCCUUGUGCAUUAUAUAUAGAUGUUGGAUUUUCUCAUACAUAUAUAUUACCAUAUAUUGAAUAUAGAUUAAUUGAAUAUGCAAUUUUAAGAACAAAAGUAUCAGCUUCUGUUUUAAAUACCUAUUUAAAAAAUACACUCUCAUAUAAACAUGUUAACUUAGAACAUAAUGAAUUACUUGUUGAAAAUAUUAAGGAAAGAGCUUGUUAUGUUUCUCUAGAUUAUGAAAAAGAUCUAGAAAAUGAAAAAAAACGAUUAGAAAAAAUUAAAAAACAAAAAAUUCAAGACAAACUUGAUAUGAGAAGUGAAAUAUUGAUGAAAGAAUUAGAAGAAGAAAAAAAAAAAAAAAACGAUAAAAAUAGUUUUUUUAACCAAGUCAAAAAAGAAUACGAACAUGAUGAGGCACAAUAUGAACAUAAUGAUUAUCUAGAAAAUAAAACAAGACAUACCAAUGAUUUAAUAGAUACAGAAAAACAUUACAAAAGGGUUGACUCAAUAACUGAUAAUGAAUCAACCAAAAUGGAUAAAAUAAUCAAUAACAAUAACAAUACUAAUUAUAAUGAACAUAAAAAAAAGAAUGCUUUAAAUAAUGCCAAUUCAAACAGAUUAGAUAAAAGCAGAAUACCUGAUAACUUAGAAGAAGGGGAACAAAGAAAAAGAACUAGUAACAAUAACAAAAGAAAAAAAAAUAAAAAUAUAGAACCACAUUUAUUAUAUAAAUAUAAAUUACCAGACUAUAAUAAUGCAACAAAACGUGAAAUAAAUGAAGUCUUUGAUACAUUGAAAAAUAAUAGUUCAAAUGAUUGUAUUUACUUAGAAUCCGAUUAUGAUUAUAAACAAGAAUUUUCUAAUUAUAAAGAAGAAGAUACAUUUAUAAAUGAUCUAAAUGUCAAAACUCAAAACCCACAAAAAAAUGAUGAUAUAAUUAAUUUAACUAAUGAAAGAAUAGGAAUUCCAGAAAUUUUAUUUAACCCUCAAGAUAUUAAUUUAAAUCAUUGUAGUAUUGUUGAAUUAAUAUAUAGAUGUAUAUCAUUAUUGCCAAAAGAAAUACAAAAAUAUUUUCUUUCACAAAUAUAUAUAUCAGGUGGAUCAACCAAAUUUAAAAAUUUUAAACAUAGAUUAUAUAAAGAAUUAAGAGCUAUAUUUCCUACUGAAUGGGAAAUAAAUAUUUAUUCUCAUAAAAAUAGUCUAUAUAGUAAUUAUAUAGGUACAUAUGUUUGGUUAAGUGAUCAAAAUAUUUAUAACUACAACUUAAUUACAAGACAACAAUAUUUUAAUAAUGGUAAUAAAACAUAA